Messenger RNA from Bathycoccus prasinos, 1257 nucleotides. RefSeq names its product bile Acid:Na+ symporter family. The record is from RefSeq and is a predicted model, not a curated record. Bases 1 to 1257 code for a protein of 418 amino acids. The transcript has a single exon. Gene Ontology annotation, cellular component: membrane. NCBI's taxonomy places the organism in Eukaryota, Viridiplantae, Chlorophyta, Mamiellophyceae, Mamiellales, Bathycoccaceae.
AUGGGCACGAGGAAUAAAGAGACGGAGAUACUCGCGAAACAAAUCGCGUCAAACGUGCUCUUAUUUUUCCUGGUCUUUGGUCUCGCCGUGACGGUCGAUCCGAUCGCGUUUAAAAAGAGGUUCAAGAAACCUUUGCCUUUAUGCAUCGGUCUCAUCUGUCAAUUCUUAAUCCUCCCUCUUUUAGGCUUUGUAUCCUGCAAAGUAUUCUUUAAAAACGAACCGUUAUACGGAAUUCCGUUAAUUGCAACCGCCUCGUCACCGGGAGGGAGUUAUUCAAACUGGUGGUGUUCCAUAUUCAACGCGGAUUUACCGCUCUCGAUGGCGAUGACGACGAGCUCGAGUUUGUUGAGCGCGUUGACCUUACCGGCGAAUAUUUUGUUAUACACCGAACUCGCGUUCCCGAAAGAAACGCAAGUGAAGUUAUCUUGGGACGGGUUGUUUACGACGAUUAGUUUAGUCAUCGUUGGGAUAUUUAGCGGAUUGUUCGUCGGGAAGACUUAUCCGAGAUAUACGCAGAAAUUGAACGCGCUCGGGAACGCGUGCGGCGUCGCGCUGGUGUUGAUGGGAUUCUUUUUGAGCUCGAACUCCUCGGCGCCGAUUUGGGAUCGAGAUUGGAAGUUUUACGUCGGCGUGACUUUACCGUGCGUAUUAGGGUUGAUGAUUUCUUUAGCCACGGCGAGGGUGUGCCGGUUGAAAAGACCGUCCUGUUUAGCCGUGGCGAUUGAGGUGUGCUAUCAAAACACGGCGAUACCGUUGGCGGUGAUUUUGAAUUCGUUUUCGGACGAUCCGAAAUAUUGCAACGGCGGUGAAGAAGGAACGGAUGAAAAGAUGUGCGAUGCGGUCGGGUUAGCGUUAGGUGUCCCGACGUAUUAUCAAACGGUGCAAAUAUUUUCGCUGGCGGUGUGUUGUUUGUGUUGCUGGAAAGGCGGUUGGACGUUAGCGCCGAAGGACGAAUCAUUUUUCAACGUCAUAGGGAAAAAUUAUCAAGUCGCCGAGAAAGAAGACGAUGGGGAGGAGGAUGAAAACGAUGAAGAAGCGAUGCGAAGUAGAAGAAGAAGCACAAGAAGAAGCGAUUUUGCAACGGCGGCGAAUACCACGACGGAUAAUAAUACGAGCAGCAGUGCAGAUUUAGAAGACCCGUACGCGAUUGAUGUGAGGUCGUAUCGUUUAAGUUCGAAGGGAAGUGAGAUGGUAGCGAUUGCGCUAGAAGACGACAAAAACGAAGACAUCGACGCCCCCGUCGCCGACUACAGAUGA